Messenger RNA from Phlebotomus papatasi, 1414 nucleotides. RefSeq names its product mitochondrial nicotinamide adenine dinucleotide transporter SLC25A51. Bases 207 to 1130 code for a protein of 307 amino acids. The transcript has 4 exons. The record is from RefSeq and is a predicted model, not a curated record. Lineage: Eukaryota; Metazoa; Arthropoda; Insecta; Diptera; Psychodidae.
UUGAAAGACUAUUGGAAAAUCGGCGCACUUUUCCAACCAGCUGUUUUUGACAGUCCCUUUAAAAGCGCAAUCGCAUUUCAAGAAAAAAAAUUGUUUAGUUGAAAGUUUAUCCUGUUUGUAAAUAUGAUACGCAUAUUGCAAUGUUAAGAUAUAUUUUAUGUGAUUGGUAAAGAACAAAAUUCAUAAAUUAGGGUGAAAAAGAAUGAAUGAAUCCUGGUACAAAACAGUGUAGAAACAUGUGUAAAUCAACAAAUGAAGACUCACUUACAGCUAGUGAUCGACGAAUCUAUUGGGCAAAGAACCCUUUUUCAGCUUUUGACAUCAGAGAAUUUGCAUGUGGUUGGGGCGCCGCAUUUGUCAACAUUACAGCCACAUACCCUAUUCACAAAAUCAUCUUCCGGCAAAUGCUUCAUGGUGUAAAGGCAAGUUCUGCCUUUCAGGAAUUACGUCAUGAAGGAAUCUCAUUUCUCUAUCGUGGCAUGUUUCCACCAUUGGCACAAAAAACUCUAUCACUUUCCCUGAUGUUUGGAGUAUAUGAAGGAACUCGAAAGCCACUUGUGGAAUACUUCAAUGUGAAUCCGUACAUGGCAAAAAUAUGGGCAGGCAUUAUUGCAGGAACUGCGGAAACGUGUUUAAUGCCCUUUGAAAGAAUCCAAACUCUCUUAGCAGACUCUGCGUACCACAAAAAUUUUAAAAAUACACCUCAAGCAUUCAGAUACGUAUUAAUAGGAUAUGGCUUCAAAGAACUCUAUCGAGGAUUUUUGCCCAUACUCUUCCGAAAUGGACCAUCGAAUUCAAUGUUUUUUAUUCUCAGGGAAGAGGCCAAUUCAAGACUCCCUCAUCGGGACAAUACUUUAUAUCAAAGUGUACAAGAAUUCUUCGCUGGAGCUCUGAUUGGUGCCAGCAUCAGUACGAUAUUCUAUCCACUGAACGUAGUGAAAGUCUACAUGCAAAGUACAAUUGGAGGUCCUUAUAUGAAUUUUAUACCAGUCUUUAUUCAUAUAUAUCGCGAAAGAGGCUGCAAAUGGCGCAAUGUAUAUAAAGGUAUAAGUAUUAAUUGCACAAGGGCGUUUUUUAGUUGGGGCAUCAUGAAUACGGCUUAUGAGCAAAUUAAAAAAAUUAUAUAUUAAAAAAAGGUAUAUUGGCAGUGGUCGCAGUGGUAAAGAAUGCAAAAUGUGUAUUUCGUAUGGAAGUUUCUGUAGCUAAAUAAAUCCUCAUGUUUCUAGUCUUAAUUUUACAUGUAGGUUAAACAUGAACAAGUAGUCCUGACGUGCCCGAUUUGAGUGAAAUAAAUUUUCUUCUGCAUUUACAACUCCAUUGGUGCUCCUGUUGAAGCACAAAUGUCAUUAGCCAAAUUAUUUUGUCGCCCCAAAUGUAUGUAUUUUUUUAAGUAAUAAAAUUGUUGUUUUUUAAA